Colletotrichum costaricense is the source of this 309-nucleotide messenger RNA. RefSeq lists its product as uncharacterized. The transcript has a single exon. The record is from RefSeq and is a predicted model, not a curated record. The annotation marks the transcript as partial. NCBI's taxonomy places the organism in Eukaryota, Fungi, Ascomycota, Sordariomycetes, Glomerellales, Glomerellaceae.
AUUACGGUCGAAAACUCGUUGGCCAGAUUUACGAAUUGCCAGACUAGGAAAGACUGCGAAACUUUGGACAAAUCUCAAGGUUUGACACAAGAACGGGUCGAUGAAGACAAGCUGCAGUGUCACGCUUCAAUCCGGCCCCGGAUCCAUUGCAUUUUUGCCCACGCCCCAAGUUGUCAUCAGCGUGGACUCGUAGAAGGCUGGGGAGCACCUGCCACCUUCGAUGGGAGACAUCAUCAACUUAAUCGUUGUGGUGAGCGUUGUGAACCUCGGCCUCACCGCUGCUCCCAAAGCCUGAGUUCUGGCCGUUGA